UUAAUCACUUUCUUACCAUAUAAGAAAGAUACAAAUCUGGUAAUAUGAAAAGUUUGGAGAUUUUUGAGUAUUCCGUUGACUGAGAAGUGAAGAGUUGCAGUUGAAGCAAAAGGGUUUUUUUGUUUUGGAAGGAAGAUGGAAGAAGAAGAUAAGAUUGAAGAAGGCAGUGUGAGAUUGUUGGGUUGUAACAGUGGUGGUGAGUCGAGAUGGGUUGAUGGGAGUGAAGUGGAGUCAGAGUCACCACCGUGGUCUGUGCUGCAACCAGACGGUGGAUCAGGAGAUGGGUAUGGAUCCAUGAGGAGGCGCCUUGCGAAGAGGCCCAACAGAUUGGAUUCUUUGGAUGUUGAAGCCAUGGAGAUUGCUUCUGCGCAUGGCUACCACUCUAAAGAUUCUUCAAAUUGGCACAUUAUUGCUUUAGCAUUUCAAACACUUGGUGUGGUGUAUGGUGACAUGGGCACAAGCCCUUUAUAUGUCUUCAGUGAUGUAUUCAGAAAAGUGCCCAUCGAGUCAGAAGUCGAUAUCUUGGGGGCCUUAUCUCUAGUGAUGUACACAAUUACUCUUAUUCCUUUAGCAAAAUACGUUUUUGUGGUGCUCAAAGCCAAUGAUAAUGGAGAAGGAGGGACAUUUGCUCUGUACUCACUGAUUUGCAGGUAUGCCAAGGUCAGUAUGCUGCCAAAUCGUCAGACAGCUGAUGAACAGAUAUCAAGUUUUAAGCUUAAACUGCCCACCCCGGAACUGGAAAGGGCUUUAAAUAUAAAAGAGACUUUGGAAAGCAGAUCUUCCUUGAAAACCAUUCUAUUGCUUUUGGUUCUGAUGGGAACUUCCAUGAUUAUAGGAGAUGGAAUUCUUACUCCUGCAAUUUCAGUGAUGUCCGCCGUGAGUGGUCUACAUGGUGAAAUACGAGGAAUUGAUACAAAUUUUGUUGUCCUUGUUUCAAUCAUACUCCUUGUGGGAUUGUUCAGCAUACAGCAGUUUGGGACUGGAAAAGUGGGUUUCAUGUUUGCUCCUAUAAUUGCUUUGUGGUUCUUCUCAUUGGGAUCUAUUGGUUUUUACAACAUAGUGAAGUAUGAUCUUACCGUCGUAAGGGCAUUCAAUCCAGCUUAUAUCUAUCUCUUUUUCAAGAAGAACAGCAAAUAUGCUUGGUCAGCUCUUGGUGGCUGCGUGCUGUGCAUUACAGGAGCUGAAGCAAUGCUUGCUGAUCUAGGCCAUUUCUCAGUACGAUCCAUACAGAUUGCUUUUACCUGUGUUGUAUUCCCCUGUCUCCUCUUAGCUUAUAUGGGCCAAGCUGCAUAUCUCAUGAAAUACCCUAAUUCUGCUGAAAGAAUAUUCUAUGAUUCUGUACCAGAUAGUCUUUUCUGGCCAGUCUUCAUAAUAGCCACAGUUGCUGCCAUGAUUGCCAGCCAAGCAAUGAUAUCUGCUACAUUCUCAUGUGUCAAGCAAUCAAUGGCUCUUGGAUGCUUCCCAAGGAUGAAGAUAGUUCACACCUCAAAGAAGCUAAUGGGUCAAAUUUAUGUCCCCGUAAUCAAUUGGUUUUUAAUGAUCAUGUGCAUCAUUGUAGUUUCUAUUUUCCGGAGUACUACAGAUAUCGCCAAUGCAUAUGGCAUAGCUGAAGUUGGUGUCAUGAUAGUGACCACCACCUUGGUGACAAUUGUGAUGCUUCUAAUCUGGCAGACCAACUUAAUUCUGGUGUUGUGUUUCCCACUUGUAUUUGGUACAAUAGAGCUUAUCUAUUUGUCCGCAGUUCUAUCAAAAAUCAAAGAGGGUGGUUGGCUUCCCCUUGUUUUUGCUUCUUGCUUUCUCUGUGUGAUGUACAUUUGGAACUAUGGUAGUGUGUUGAAAUACCAGAGUGAGGUCAGGGAAAAGAUAUCAAUGGACUUGUUGCUUGAUCUUGGCUCCACCCUUGGAACUGCAAGAGUCCCAGGUAUUGGGCUGCUAUAUAACGAGCUUGUCCAAGGUAUUCCCUCAAUUUUUGGGCAGUUCUUGCUUAGCCUCCCAGCUAUCCACUCUACUAUAGUGUUUGUUUGUAUCAAAUAUGUCCCAGUCCCAGUGGUGCCUCUUGAGGAAAGGUUUCUGUUUCGAAGAGUUGGCCCAAAAGACUACCAUAUGUUCCGCUGUGUAGCUAGAUAUGGUUACAAAGAUGUCCGGAAGGAAGAUCACCAUGCAUUUGAGCAACUUUUAGUUCAAAGUCUCGAGAAGUUUCUAAGAAGAGAGGCUCAAGAUCUGGCCCUGGAGAGAAAUUUAUUUGAGCCAGACUUGGACAGUGCUUCUGUGAGCUCGAUGGAUCAUGAAGUACUGGGUGGUUAUGGGAAUGAGGAGCUUGGGAUUCCACUGAUGCAUGAUAGGAGAUCCGAAGCAGGAACUUAUGCCUCAUCAGAUAUUGUCUCAGAAUUACCAUCUAGUGUCAUGCCUUCAGAAGAAGACCCGAGUUUAGAAUAUGAGCUUUCAGCUCUUCGAGAAGCAAUGGAUUCGGGAUUUACAUAUUUGCUUGCACAUGGUGAUGUGAGAGCGAAAAAGAACUCAUUUUUCUUCAAGAAACUAGUUAUAAACUACUUCUACGCAUUUUUAAGAAGGAACUGCAGAGCAGGUGCUGCAAAUAUGAGUGUACCUCACAUGAAUAUCCUGCAAGUUGGGAUGACAUAUAUGGUCUAAAACUCUUGAUUUGUUUGCCAUCUGAUGGAAUCUCUCCAUCUUAUUGAUAUAUUCAUUACAUUGGCUGCCUAUUUGAAGCUCUA
Molecule: messenger RNA, 2732 nt
Organism: Pistacia vera
Lineage: Eukaryota; Viridiplantae; Streptophyta; Magnoliopsida; Sapindales; Anacardiaceae
Product: putative potassium transporter 12
Exons: 9
Coding region: 136-2649 (837 amino acids)
Biological process (GO): potassium ion transmembrane transport
Cellular component (GO): membrane
Molecular function (GO): potassium ion transmembrane transporter activity
Source: RefSeq, a predicted model, not a curated record